This is a messenger RNA of Mercenaria mercenaria, 4305 nucleotides long. RefSeq names its product zinc finger protein 665-like. Gene Ontology annotation, biological process: regulation of DNA-templated transcription. Bases 137 to 2047 code for a protein of 636 amino acids. Gene Ontology annotation, molecular function: DNA-binding transcription factor activity, RNA polymerase II-specific; RNA polymerase II cis-regulatory region sequence-specific DNA binding. The record is from RefSeq and is a predicted model, not a curated record. The transcript has 2 exons. Lineage: Eukaryota; Metazoa; Mollusca; Bivalvia; Venerida; Veneridae.
AGUUAGAUCCCUUGUAAAAGUUAGCGCCAUUUGCAACGUAGUAAUUGUGUCAGUUGAUACCGGAUAAACACUUAAGAAAUCUUGAUGUGAUUCCAGCUAGCAGUACAGUCUUGAUGUGAUUCCAGCUAAAAGUACAAUGGCACAUACCUGCAGCAUUGUCAAGCAGUUGCACAGUCCCAUUUACCAAGACAGUUGUUCGUUAUUUAGCACUAAAGACGUUUUCAGAUGUGGAGGAUGUAACCUACAGUUUGACACAAUAUGCACACUCCAUGACCACGUACAGACACAUUCAGGUGGAGGAUCAUACUAUUACAGCCACACAAUAAAAGCUGCAUUUCCAAAAUACGACUCAUCAUGUAGAUCAACACAAACAGAUGAUAUUGCUGAAUUUCAACAUUCAGAGAUGGACCAGCUGAUAGGUAUUAAAAAAGAUGUAGACUAUGAAAAGGAACAUUUGUCUAAUGGAGAAGGUGGGAGUAACCUUAUGCCAUUAUCAAAGAAAAAAGCAGCCAAAGGAAAGCAUAAAGGUUCAUGUCAUCAAACUGACCCAAAGAGAAUUGAUGAAAAAUGCACUGAAACUAAUCAAGUUGCAUGUGUUUCUAAAACAAAAAGUAAAGAAACACCAAAUAUUACACAUGAGAAGGAUAAAACACUCAAAAUGUUCACUACAGACACUUACUUUACUGAUGCUGAUAAUGAUGAUACUGAUGCUGAUGAUUAUAUUGAAACAAAUGAUGGUUUAUUUGAAAGAGUUGAAGAAAAUAUGAAAGAGAAAUCUGUUGAAAGUACUCACUUGAAAGAUGAUGAUGAUGAUUAUGAUUAUGAUGUUGAAAGUAACAAUGACUUAGUUGAUGAAGUUGAAGAGAAUGUAUUAGAGAAAUCUGUUGAAAAUGAUGUAAAUUAUCAAUCUGCUGACAUACAGACAGGUAGUUUACAGAAUGAUACCUCAGGAUCUGUGGGAGUAAAAGUGGAACAGGAUGUCAUAAUAGACUUGAAGAGUACAAAUAUAAAACCUAAGUAUAAGUGUGAAUUAUGUGGUGCAAAGUUCAAAUGUAAAUUAAGUCUACAUAUUCAUUCUGUAGAACAUCAUCAGCAAGGGGACUCUGCAUUAAAAUGUCAGCAGUGUGACUUAGUUUUUGCAUUCAGGAACAGAUUAGUUAAUCAUAUGCAGAUCAGACAUAAGGUUGCUGUCACUAAAGACUCGAGGCAGAAGGGGAUACAAAAACGUGCACGCAAACUUAAGAGACGGAACAAAUCAUGGCCAUGUGAUUCCUGCGAUAAAGUUUAUUCCACUGAAAGUGGGUUGUACUUUCAUAAGCAAGGGAAGCAUUCUGGGGAAAAAUUUGAGUGUAAACUCUGUAAUGCGGAAUAUAGUUUUAAGCAUACAUUGAGGUCGCAUUUGAUUGAAGUACAUAAUUUAGGGAAGGAGGGGCAUCAGUGCAAGGAAUGUGGGAAAGUUUUUGCAUAUCUGUCAAGGCUUGUGCACCAUCAGAAAGUUAAACACCCUACUGAAGAUGAUUUUAAAGAAUGUUUUGUUUGUGAAUUUUGCGGGAAGGAGUUUUUGGUGAAAAGUAGGCUACGUGAGCACUUGCGUGACAGUUGUAUAAAUCACGAACGCAAAUACCAGUGCCCCCAUUGUCCAUAUCUAUCUUUUACGAAAACUUGUUUGCGUGAACACAUAAAUAAUAUGCACUCUACUGAAAGUAAACACAUGUGCCACAUAUGUGGUCAAGUGUUCAGAAAUGGACAUAGUUUAUAUAUACAUCGUGUUGUGCAUUCGGAAGAAAGAAAUUUCCUUUGCAAAACUUGUGAUAAAACAUUUAAGACGGAUAACCAGUUAAAAAGACAUGUUAAAAUACAUGAAAAUCGUAAAGUUUUCAAGUGCCACGUUUGUGACAAGGGUUUUGUACAAAGUAAUAAUCUUAAAGCACAUAUGCGACAACAUACUGGUGAAAAACCGUUCAAAUGCGACUGGUGCGAACAGAAGUUUACACACAAUGUCAGUCGUAAAAAUCACAUGUCUAAAUGUGAGGCUAAACUUUGUUAGGGGAAGAUUUUAUAAAUUAUUUGAUGCAUGUUUGAUAUUUUUACUAUGAUAUGCCUAAGUGUGGGUUUCUGUUAGAACAAGUUUGUUCUAGCAACAACAACAAAUUUAUUAGAGAUACUGUGAGAUUUUCAAGAUUUAUGUUCUUUUAAUGGUUCAUAGAUUUUAAAAAAACCUGGAACUGGUUAAAUAAAACAGAAUGUGCACAUCAAAAUAUUUUGUAUUUUUCUUGUUAAAAUAAAGCAGGAACCAUGUUGCUUUUUAUACUCCCGAAGGGAGGUAUUAUUAUAUGAUGCUGGUGUCCGUCUGUCUGUCCAUAUGUCUAUUAGCAAUUCUCUAUCCGCUCUGUAACUCUUGAACCCCUUGAAGGAUAUCGGAGAAAUUUUACACAGAUGUUCACCUUGUCAAGACGACGUGCAGAGCACGUUUUGGAUGGCUCACUUCAAGGUCAAGGUCACAAUUGGGGCUCAAAGGUCAAAUAACUUUGUUUCGUGUCCACGCUGUAACUCUUGAACUGCUUGAAGGAUUUUAAAGAAACUUGGCACAAAUGAGACAACAUGCAGAGCUGUAGUACUAUGGCACAGACUGCUCAAUUUUGAGCUCGUCUGAAUCAAACACUCACAGUCAGUAAUUAGUACAGAUGAAUAGUCUGGCAUCAAACCUCAAUUUUGAGUACAGUCUUCCAGUCUUAAACUACUGGUCAUAUUUAUGCCCCCUUUUGAAGAAGGAGGAGCAUAUUGUUUUGCAGAUGUUGGUCAGUAUGUACCAGUAGACCAAUUCUUUUCCGGAUUAUAACUCCAGAACACUUGGGUCAUAAAAGUUGAUAGCAAGAUUGGUCAUAACCAGCAGAUGACCCUUAUUGACUUUGAUUUCAGUAGGUCAAAGGUCAGGGUCACAAUGACCUGUUACAAUUGAACGGUUUCUGGAUGGUAACUCAAGAACGCUUGGGCCUAGGGUCAUGAAAGUUAAUGGGGAGGUUAUCAUGACCAGCAGAUGACCCCUAUUGAUUUUGAGGUAAAAGUCACAGUGACCCGGAACAGUUAAACCCUUUCCUGGCGAUAACUUGAGAAUGAAUGGGCCUAGGAUCAGGAAACUUUUUAGGGGGGUUUAUCAUGACCAGCUGGUAACCUGUCAAUGGUCAAGGUCACAUUGACCCAGAACAGUAGAACUUUUAUGACCAAAUUAUUUCUGUUCCUUGUGCAAUUUACUGAAUGCAUCUGGGUGGGGAGUGCAUUUCAUGUUCUACGAGCUCUUGUUGCAUAUAACGUGGUCGGUAUCAUUGUAGCAGUUGGUCAAAAGAGCUAAGAAAAAUGUAACAACUUCUUCUCAUGAACUACUGGAUGGGUCAUCACCAGACUUGCUCUGUAGCAUUCUUGCAUUGAUCUCUCUCAGUUUUGUUCAAAUGAAAUCAUUUGACACCUUUUAGGGGUCGUCAGAACUAAAAUAAAAAAACUUUUAAUCAACUUCUUAUGAAUCACUCCAUGGAUUUUCACCAAACUUUGAAUGUAGCACACCUGUUUUGUUCAGAUUGUAAAAAAGAUUAUCUAGUCAUUGUGCAGACUCUUCCAUGUUUUCUCUGAAUGUUAUAUGAAUACUGCAUUUCAAAGAGGUUGAUAUGAAAGAUUUUCGCAACAGGAAAAUAUCGAUAUCACACUAUGGUUAAUAGUCAUAUUUCAAGAGGUGAACAUUUUUAUGCCCCCAAAAUGAGGCAUAUUAGUUUUCAACUGUCCGUCCAUUCGUUCAUUAGUUCAUCACAACGUUAACUUCUUGCAUGAAGGCACUUUACUCGCGAACCACUGCACCCAGGACCUUCAGACUUCACAUGCUGAUAGUACUUAUUGAGUACACGAUCCCUACUGACUUUGGGGGUCACCAGGUCAAAGGUCAAGGCGCUGCGGGGGCAUUUGUCGUUAUUAGUGACAGCUCUUGUUCAUAUCACAUUCUCAAAAUUGCAAUAUUUCUUUCAUUGUGCUAAAAAUGUUACAAGUCAAAACAUUUUUUUUAAUCCACCACAGUGGAUUAAAUGAUUUACCAUUAUUUAAAUAAAUUCUAAAUCUUGCUUAGAAUUCUUUAUGUGAGGAAGUCAUCCAUCCAGCUUAAGGAAUGUCAGUGGUUCUACCAAAGAGACUGCCUCUGUUUGAAGAGGGGCACCUGGGAAAUGUUGUAAAAGUUGCCAUAUGACCUAAAGUAUGGAGUUCUCUAACAGCCUCAAUAGCCUAGUGGUAGAGGGUCCGCUUUGAGUGUGGGAGGUCCUGGGUUCA